AUCUGGAAGUGUAUCUAUGUUACUUUUUAUUCGCGCUUCUAGCGAAUCAUAACACGUGGAUACGUUCAAGUAGAUAAUCGAAAUAAUGUCAAUAAAAUGUCGAAUGAUUUCUGAUUUAUACGAGUAAUAAUUACUAGAUCGAUCGUCGCGGGUAUCUACCAGUAAAAUUUCAAUCCUAGUUUAUUUUAUAACAUCUACUUACGAGGAGCAGCGUACCAAGGGACUCCGGGUUACUAUAGUGUAAACAAAGAUUCAAAAUCGCUUGUGAAAUAUGGCGGGAAAGGAACAGUUCGAUGAAUAUUUAGGAGGAUCGGAAAAAUUGCCGAACGAGGUUCACAUUAUGAAGCUUGUUUCCGCGAGAGCUAGCGAAAUUGCUGCGAUGACACAUGCCAUAGAGAAUCAUCAACAAACGAAACUUGUCUUUCAAAAGCUGCCCGUCUACAUGCGCAGGCGCGUAAUGUCGCACAACGUAAAGCGCUUACCGCGCCGAUUGCGGGAGGCACAUUUGAAUCAAAUGACGAAAUCUGGUUUGCCGCCAAAAAGUAAGAGACCGUCGCGUAGAUACCGUAGACGGCCAAGGAAUUUACUGUUGGAGUAUAAUAGAAGACAAAGAAGUAAAGUCUGGCUGGAGACCCACAUUUGGCACGCGAAACGCUUUCACAUGGUAGAGAAAUGGGGCUACAGAAUCGCGAGUCACGCAAACGACAGAUGCUUCAAGGCAAAUUAUCGCGCCGUUGCUAAACAUUGUUUAAUGCAGGAUAUUUCGUACUACACGUGCAUUGAAAUCUAUGGACCCGAUGACAUUCUAAAGGAGACCUUAAAAAAGCAUUGCAAUCCAUUAGAGUUGACGUUUGCAGCAAAAAUUUUUAUUUCUGGUACAAGGGAAGGGACUGUAAUGUUUUUUAAACAAAAUGGUUAUCCACAAUUUCCGAUUGGUCACGUGCACUUCCUGUGGAGGCCGAGUAAUAGUUCAAAUUUAAAAACAAUAUGGAUUUGGGUACAUCCAUCGUUUCUCGAUGAUUUUGUUGAUGAAAUUGUACUGAGUUUUGACUUUAAACCAAGUGAUACGGAUCCUGUUCCUACAAAUAGUCAUACUACAAAGUUUAGUUCAUAUGUAAAUGAUGGAAACUGUAAAAUGAGCAUUCAUAAAAAUAAGUUGAAUAGAUUUCGUUUUUAUGGACCGUUAACGUUAAACGUCCUGACGCAAACUCUGCGGAUGCCGAAUAUUAAUGAUAAAUUGUAUUCAACAAAUACAAUGGAAGUGGAAGAAAAUAGAAUGGAGUAUGAGGAAGAAUGUCAGAACACUGAUAAAUUAUGGCAUAAAGAAUAUUAUAGCAAUGAAGAUAACAUUGAAUCUUUAAAUAUUCAGAAUCAAUUAUGGGAGGUAUUAAAAACACUACAGUCACCUAGUCAAUUGCCACCGAAUAUUGUUCUUGGAUUUACAGUUUUAGAUCCAAGAUUUUGCCUGCCUGAAAAAAGAACAAAACCCCAUAACACCAUUUCAAAGAUGAUUGAAUUAAUGCCAAUGCCACCUACAAAUGCUAAUUCCAGUCCAAUUUGGGACCAAGAAAUACGGCAGAAAGUUACUAAAACAUAUGUAACAACUAGUGCUAUUAAUAAGCUUAGAAGUGAAUGUUUAGUUCCUGGCAUAAAUAAUGAUAAGUAUUUUAAUGAGGAGAUCAUGGCCAGGAUACCCAUACUUUUAAUUCAGAAACCAGGAAUUGGGAAUACAGGUUUAGGUUCUGCGAUAGACAUCAUUUUACCAGCAGGUUGGGCAAUGCCAUUCUGGCUUUCUUGUAUAUUUCGUUGUGUGAGAGUAGGUGCACUCCGGGAAUCAAAGUCUAUCGCGUUCGAGUAUGGAAAUAUAAAAUCACCAGACAUCAAUGAUCCAGACACACCUGCUUAUGCAAGAGAAGCAUUAAGUACCAAAACGGAAUUAAUAGAGAAAUAUUUACGCUAUCCACCAAAUAGACGUGUAAAUUUUAUAAAACUUGGAAUCUCUACCCCUUUCUAUUGUGAAUGGAAUAUCUUAAUGAAGGAGUGGACAAAUGUUGAAAACUUUUUUGUAUUAAGAGAUCGUACACUACUUGAAUUGUUACGAGAAAAUUUAGCAGCCAGAGAAGUUAAAAGUAAACAUAAUAAAUCAAAUAGAUUCAAACCAGAUAUUAAUUUAGAAAAUUCAUUUGAAAAUAGAAAUUGUUUGAUUCGUGUUAAAGUAUCAGUUUCACAAAAGGGAUGUCCUAAAAGAUUUGCGAUAAUAUGUAUGCCAUCGGAUAAGGAUUUAGGAAAUUAUACAAAUAAAAAAUCUUGGUCAGGACCUAUAGAAAAGCUGAAUCCUGAUCCAAAUGAAACUACUAGGAAACAAUUAAGAAAAAACCAUUUAGUACUUUUAAAACGUUUAAAGAAGCAAAGGAAACGACAUAAAAAAUCAUUAACCAAUAAAUUGAGCCAAAUGUUAAAGAAUGACUUUCAAGUCGUAAAUUAUGAAAACAAGAGGAAAAAUUUAUUAGAAAUAAGUCGUGAAGCUGUCUGCAAACAGUACAAAAAAAUGUCACAGUUGUACCUUCCAAAUUGUGUUAAUGUAAGAAGUUCUUGCAGUAGAGAGAUCAUGGGAUAUAUAACGAUAGGCGAUUUUUCUUUUGCACAAGCAAAAAGCAUGGGUUUAGGCAUGACGACAAAUAAAUAUACUGAUAAGUAUACAUUCUGAAUUCCGAUAACCUUCAGUUGAACCAGUAGGCUCGCUAGAACGUUACAAGACAAAAUAGCAGCCACGUUAUAUUACGGUCAGUUAAUUUCAAUUUGGAAUCAAUUUAUU
Messenger RNA from Nomia melanderi (Alkali bee), 2815 nucleotides. RefSeq names its product POP1 ribonuclease P/MRP subunit (gene Pop1). Gene Ontology annotation, biological process: tRNA 5'-leader removal. The record is from RefSeq and is a predicted model, not a curated record. Gene Ontology annotation, cellular component: ribonuclease MRP complex; nucleolar ribonuclease P complex. NCBI's taxonomy places the organism in Eukaryota, Metazoa, Arthropoda, Insecta, Hymenoptera, Halictidae.